Messenger RNA from Punctularia strigosozonata HHB-11173 SS5, 1101 nucleotides. RefSeq lists its product as uncharacterized. The transcript is spliced from 7 exons. Bases 1 to 1101 code for a protein of 366 amino acids. The record is from RefSeq and is a predicted model, not a curated record. NCBI's taxonomy places the organism in Eukaryota, Fungi, Basidiomycota, Agaricomycetes, Corticiales, Punctulariaceae.
AUGCCCGACAACGUCAAUCCCCGCGAUGAUUUCUCGUUGCUAAUCCUCUGGUCGACGUUCAACAUUUUCGCGGGCGUCGCGAAUCUCGCUCUCCUAAUCACCUCCCUUUCUGGAGCCAUCCGGACGAGUCGGAUGCUCAUGCAGCUGGAGGGUGUGUUCGUGUGGACGACGUUAACAGGGUCUCUAUUAAUAUGGACCGGUCAUGCGCUGGAUCGACAUCCUCCUUUCGGCUUAUGCUUGGUGAACGCGGCCUUCACGGAUUCGAACGUAGCUGCGCAAGCAGGAGCAGCCCUUUCUCUCGUCCUCAAGGUGUGGGCGGGAGUGAUGGGCGUUACAAGACCAAACUCGCAAGAGCUAGUGCGCAAAAUAAGCAGCGACAUCAUGUGCUUUCUUAUCACCUGGGUAUUCGCCGUCGCUCUGUUUUGGGCAACAUUCGCUGUCGGCAUCCGCAACCAUGACCUCAUCUACAGAGGUUCUCCGUUUUAUUGCACCGUUGAUAACAAUGCAUUGCAAACUAUUCCAUCAGUUAUAGGGGCUGUAUUCACCCUCGCCACCCUCAUUCUUGCUCUUUGGACGGUCAUAAUCGUCGCGCAGGCGCGUUGGCGCGUCCGCAGCAUUCAAACAUCGGGGAUCAACUAUCGUCUCGUCAUCCGAGUGUUUUUGUUCUCUAUCUUCGUUGGCGUGGCUUUUAUAGUCGGCGUCAUAUCCAUAUUGACGUCAUUCGAGGCUGUAGUCCCUGAUUCAGUUAUAUCCUCGACGGGCGUUGCACUGUUUAUAAUCUUCGCCUCGAGCAAGGACGUCGCCGAAUUGUGGUUCUGCUGUAGGAGACCGAUGCUGUCGACUCCCAACCGCACCGGAGUAUCGUCACGAUCACGAUCACGAACGCGUCCCACUCAGCACGAGCUAUCCGCGCUUCCCCAUGCAUCACACGCCAACGACGACGCUUUCGAACCGAGCAAAAGUGCGGCGAUCUCAGACCCCGUCUGGCGGGGGACAAAAACCGAUCCAAGCGUGCAGAUAAGUGUGCAGCGAACCGUCGAUGUCAAAUGGGACGCGGAUUCGGAGCCGGAUCUGGUGGCGCCAAAUUUCCAUGCCCAAUAG